AUGAGUGAAAGUUCUCGUUUGUCGACAUCUGAAAGAAUUAAAAUUGUAAAAUGGUAUGCUAUGUACCAGAAUGAAAGUAAAGUUGUUCGUCAGUUUCAACAAUGUUAUGAUCGAACUCCUCCAACACGAAAGUGUAUUUUGAAUCUUAUACAAAAACCUGAUGAAACCGGAAGUAUUGAAGAUGAACAUAGAUCUGGCAAACCUAGAUCUGCCAGUACCAAUGAAAACAAAGAACGUGUUCGUGCAGCGUUUGAAAAAAGUUCUGGAACAUCAUUAAGAAGAGCUUCAUUGAAGUUAAAUCUGUCUAAAAGCAGUCUUCCACAAAUGAUGAAGGAGUUGGGAUUGAAGCCUUAUUGUUCUCAAUUACUGGGGUGUGGAUGUGGAUGUGGGUGUAGGAUCUAG
Molecule: messenger RNA, 402 nt
Organism: Rotaria sp. Silwood2
Lineage: Eukaryota; Metazoa; Rotifera; Eurotatoria; Philodinida; Philodinidae
Source: the annotation of a GenBank genome assembly